AUGGUUUUUAGGUUCGCCAGUGUAGAAGUGUACAAGCCUGAUUAUUAUCCGACGUAUCUGAGUGGUGGAGGAAUCAUGUUCGUAUCAUCAGCCAUACCUAAAAUAAUCGACGUGCUUCGAUUUGAUGAUCCCUACUUCUCAGUCGACGAUGCUUUCAUCAGUGGAGUGCUUGCCGAACGAGCGAAUAUACCGAGGAUUUGUCUAAAAUCAUUCCUUUUUGGAUACAGCGGAUUGACUAGCUGCUGGCCUAGUCCACCACUCGCCAUUAUAGAAGUAGGAGCACCCAAUGAAUUGGCAGCUGUUAUUGAUAAGGUUAAAACUGGAAUGGCAACAUGCAAUGAAACCGAUUAUCACCAAUAA
Messenger RNA from Anisakis simplex (herring worm), 360 nucleotides. The record is from the annotation of a GenBank genome assembly. Lineage: Eukaryota; Metazoa; Nematoda; Chromadorea; Rhabditida; Anisakidae.